GCUCCACUGGGCUUCGGUGGAACCCGAAGGUGCCUUGAGUGCUAAGUGUCGAAGACUUACCGAUUUCUUCUCCCGAGCUGUGGAUGCAGUAUCCAGCGGGGAGCACGUGAGCUUGCCAGUGGAUUUGCAGAAACCUGCGGAGGAGGCUGCGACGAAUACUGAAACAGCAUGGGGCAUCCUCACCCGACGACAGGAGCAGUGGUUCGCUUGGGCGAUGCAAGAGCAACUGCAGAUGUCAUCCCAUCUUAAUUUCAGGGAGUUGUCGGAGAUCAUAUGUGAAAUGCCUAUGACGCCCCUGGCCAAGCUGACCUUGUUGAGCAAAGCACCUGACCUGGGGGACCACAUGGAUGAGAUCCCUGAGCUGGUAGACCUUCGGCUUCUGAAGUUUCAUGAAUGGAAACUACUCGAAAGUUUCUUACCCAAACUGAGACCGCUCGCUGUCAAUGCAGCGGUGGACAGUUGGUUGCUUUCGCCUGCUGAUCUUACAGCCUUGGGUCAUGGAGGCCCGAACACGAUUGGCCACUCGGAGAGUGCGGGUAUGCUGCAAGCUGUCCACUCCUGCAACCGAAGAAGGCGGCUCUUGUUAAUAAAGGUUCGGGACGGUUUCACUUUGGGACUUUUGCUCCUGGGGCAAUUCAACGCCAGCGGCAAGUUCCACAAAGAGCAUCGCGUUCGGGAGGACAGUGAAGUGCGAGAUGGCAGCAAAGUUUAUGUUUUUGGUUUGGCAUCGGCGUACCGGAGGAAGUUCGAGGCAUCUGGCAAGUUUCGGCUUUGCUUGUGCAAAGACCUUUUGCAACUGUACGAAUCAAAGGGCAAGGAGCUCACUAAGGAUGAUGUGGCGGGCAGCACUUUUGUGUAUUUGAAAGCGGAGGGACAAGACUUUGAGUUUGUGAAAGGAGAUGGCAAGGGACGGAAAGGGAAGAGAGCUAAGGCAGGAAAGCAUGCAAGACGCUCCAACUGGCUUGACCUCCCAAAACUUCUGCAACAAUAA
Messenger RNA from Cladocopium goreaui, 991 nucleotides. The record is from the annotation of a GenBank genome assembly. NCBI's taxonomy places the organism in Eukaryota, Dinophyceae, Suessiales, Symbiodiniaceae.